CUAUCAAAAAUGAAAUUGUUAGAAUGCAAAGUGAUGCGGAAUGGAGAAGUGAAGUCCGAAGUAGAGGGCAAGCAUCUAUACAAAGCCACAGAUCUGAAUAUACUACUGCAACUGAAACUUCUAACCAUUUUAUAUACACAGAAAAAUAA
Molecule: messenger RNA, 149 nt
Organism: Dentiscutata erythropus
Lineage: Eukaryota; Fungi; Glomeromycota; Glomeromycetes; Diversisporales; Gigasporaceae
Source: the annotation of a GenBank genome assembly